This is a messenger RNA of Danaus chrysippus (African queen), 576 nucleotides long. The record is from the annotation of a GenBank genome assembly. Lineage: Eukaryota; Metazoa; Arthropoda; Insecta; Lepidoptera; Nymphalidae.
AUGGUGCAGUUUAUCACGGUGACUCAAGACAUGCGCGAGGCUGUGAUUCGUCACUUGCGGGAUAGCUUCUUCGCUGAUGAACCUCUGAACAAGGCUGUUGGCUUGUGUCAAAGAGGACAACCUCAUGCUGCUCUUGAGAGGCUCUGCGUUGCCACAAUUGCUGAUGGACUAUCCGUUGCUGCUGUUGAAAGGGAUACCGUCCUCGGAUCCUCGGACGAAAAAUAUAACAAGAUUUUCAACAUCCUGUACACCGUGAGCCGUGACCUGGAAUUAUUCCAGACUUUUGGUGUGGACCGUGUUCUGGAAUGUCGUAUCGUGUCCGUGUCGGAACACGCGCGUGGUCGUGGACUUGCCAAGGAGCUGAUGAAGAGAAGCAUUCAAAUAGCCAUGGACCAUGGCUUCAAGUUGUUCAAAGUGGAUGCUACUGGGGCGUAUUCCCAGCGUAUUUGCAGCAGCCUGGGUUUGAGAGUUCUACAGAAGGUUCGCUACUCAGAGCAUUGCGACCAGAAUGGACCAAUCUUCAAGGUCCCACCUCCACACGACUCGUUAUGCAUUAUGGCGUUAGAAAUACCAUAG